AUGAGUUCCUCCUCCGAUAUUGUCCCUGACCGAUCUUCCCUUGACCAUGAUGUCUCCGGGAACCACCACUCUCCGCCGGCCGACGGUGAUUCUCCGGCUGCGGAUGCGAAAAUUCCCUCGGAGGACACUACGGCGCUCAGGAGAACGAGGCCUUCACGCGCUUGCACUGUUAGGGCACAGCAGCGGCUUCAAGAGCAGCAAGCCGCUGAGAGGAAGCUCAGGCCGCCUAAGAAGGAGUAUAAACGGGAGCAUCGACGGAGAGAGGAAGAGGUGGAGGAGGAAGAUGAGGAUGUCGACGAUCAGGAGGAAGAGGACGACGCAGAUGAGAACAAGCAGCAUUGCGUCGGAGCAAGUUCCGGUAAAAUCGUUACUUCUCUUGUCCCGCCACCGGAGCCUUCACAGAUGCCGCGAUGGAAUCUUCGUUCCAUGUGGGAACUUGCUUCCGUGCUCAAUUUCUUGCAUGUAUUUAGACCGCUUUUGAAAAUCAACGCGGAGUUUUCAGCGGAGGAGUUCGAAACGGCUCUGCUGAAUCCAAACGAUACCUUGAGUGAUAUUCAUAUUCCUCUGCUAAAGGCGAUUCCUCCUGUAACUCGAAUGGCCCUUACACGUGAUACCUGGGUCACUGUCUUGUGCAGAAAAAUAAGAGAUUGCUGGCAUUGGGUUGCUGAAGGGGACCUUCCUAUUGUUGCCUCGCAAGGGCGGGAGAUUGAAGCGUACAAAUCUCUUGAUCCAGCCAUUCGUGUGGUGAUUUUGAAAGCUUUAUGUGAUAUUCGUGUUGAGCAAGAGGAUAUCAGGAGCUUCAUUGAUAACUCUCUUAAAACUGGUGCUCAUCUGUCAGUUUUCCGCAAAGAUCGCGUUGGGGGUGAUUCACAUGGAGUUAAUUUCUGGUACGAGGAUGAUCCCUUAAUUGGUCACCGUUUAUAUCGGGAAAUAAGGAAAGCAGAGGUGGUGAAGGUCAGAACAAAGGGUUCCAAGAUUCUUCCUAACGUAACAUACCAAUGGGAAACUGUCGCCACUAAUUUCGAUGAAUUCCAAGAUGUUUCUGAAAAACUUAAUUCAAGUAGUAGUAGAAUUGAAGUUUCUCUCGGGAAGAAGUUAACGAGAGAUAUGCUUCCUGAGAUAGAAAGAGAACACAAGAGGAAAGAAAAAUUGUUGAAAAAGCAACAUAGACAGGCUCUUCUCCUUGAUAACUAUUUGGUUGUUGACGGUCUUGGUGCUGGCCGUUCUCUCCGUGACAGGAAGCCAGUUAGAUACACUUUUGAUGAUUAUGAUAGGUCGAUAAAUGAAGCUAUCAAGAUAACAAAGAAGAAGCAUCCAUCACCAGAACCCCCACUCCACAGAAGAGAAUCAGCCAGAUUGGACGCUCUUGCGAAUGGCAGAUCGACCAGUUCAACCAACCCUACCGAGCUUGUGAACGAUACAGCAUCUGCGAGAUCCUCUGAUUUUGCUGAUUAUGAUGAUUUUGAUGAGCAGAGAGAUGAGUCCUUGGACAGAAGGCAAGAGCCAGUGUAUUUUUUCCCACCCUUAAAUUUCCCUUUCAGAACUUUGCAAGAAAAUGAUAUAAUUCGAGCUAACGAGUGUAGUGUCCGUGACAACAAUGCCGAGUACGAGGAAGAAGAGGAAGAGGAAGAAGAAGAUUCUCUUAGUGCUAGCGAAGAAGACAGUGAUGAGCCCCGAAGGGUUAAGAAAAUGCCGCGGAGAGAAACUAAGUUACGAUCAAGGUCAAAGGAUUUCCGGCCAGGCCUGAGACGUAGUAAAAGAGCCACAAGAGUCGAUUACCAACAAUAUGAGCUCUCAGAAUCAGACAAAGAAGCCACAGGAUCUGCAAAACGUAAGCGACUGGUUGAGCCAGACCCAGACGAACAUUCCGAUGAAACAGGGAAUGGGAAUUUCACGAUGGGAAGUCAGGACUCUGAAGAAAAUGCAGAUGACCCAGAAACCAAAUCUGCGGAUGAAGAAGUAGAAGGAGAAGAGCCCAGAGAGGUCAGUGACAAUGCAGAGACGACAAAUCAACUUAACCAAUCAAACGGCAUAAACCAAGAAGAAGUUGAUGGUGUAGUAGGCAAGAGGCGUUACCUCGACUUAAACGAGCUUGCCCCUGUUUCCGGUUUUGAUGAUGGUCCUAGUACAGUAUUGAAGGAUGAUGAUAAGACAGACAAUUCAUAA
Messenger RNA from Thlaspi arvense, 2166 nucleotides. The record is from the annotation of a GenBank genome assembly. Lineage: Eukaryota; Viridiplantae; Streptophyta; Magnoliopsida; Brassicales; Brassicaceae.